Messenger RNA from Penicillium coprophilum, 2103 nucleotides. RefSeq names its product Zn(II)2Cys6 transcription factor. The transcript is spliced from 4 exons. The record is from RefSeq and is a predicted model, not a curated record. Gene Ontology annotation, molecular function: DNA binding; DNA-binding transcription factor activity, RNA polymerase II-specific; zinc ion binding. Lineage: Eukaryota; Fungi; Ascomycota; Eurotiomycetes; Eurotiales; Aspergillaceae. Gene Ontology annotation, biological process: DNA-templated transcription; regulation of DNA-templated transcription. Bases 1 to 2103 code for a protein of 700 amino acids.
AUGAACAGCCCAAGUCUGAAUAGCUCCUUGAAUGGUGGCCAGGCAACAAACUCGCCAUCAAAACAAUCCGCAUCGUUUGCAUGCGUGGUCUGUCACAAUCGAAAGGUCAAAUGCGAUAGACAAGAUCCCAGUACCCCCUGUUCAAAUUGCGCAAAGGCAAAUGUGGAAUGUAUCUACCGUGCUCCACCAGCGCCUCGUCGCAAGAGGGACCGGGAAACCAAUGAAAGUGUAUCUCGAGAACGCGAAAAAUGUUCUAGACGCAGCACGACAUUUGAUGGAAACACCUCUGCCACUCAGAAUCGAAAUGCUGGAGACAAGCAACAAACUGAAACAAGAAAAAGUGGAUCUGGGCGGAUGAUCAUGAAAGGUGGCAAUUCCAUCUAUCUCGACAACAAUCUUUGGACGACUGUCAGCAAUGAACUCCCAAAUGCAGCAGAUGUACUGGGCGAUAGAUCGGAUAGUGAUACCGGUGAUACCGAUAACUUUGGCCAGGAUGUAAGCGACGAUUAUGUGAUACUCUCGACAUCUGCAUCAAGAGAUGUUCUCACAAAGCUCCACCCGAACUCUCUGAAUAUCUUCAAGUUGUGGCAGGCAUUUCUCGAGAAUGUGAACCCUCUGACCAAGAUUAUACAUGCUCCAACCGUGCAACAACAGAUUUUGGAAGCCAUGAGUGAUCUGCCAAAAGUAAGCCGGGAAUUCGAGGCAUUGAUGUUCGCAAUAUACUGCAUAGCUUUGGUUUCCAUGCAAGCAGAAGAUGUCGAAAAAUCAUUUGGAGAAAGCAGGAAAACUCUCCUAUCAAAGUGCAGACGAGGAGCCCAACUCGCUUUCAAGAAUGCAUUGCUUCUUCGUACAUCAAGCUCAGUUGUUCUCCAAGCGUUUAUGCUAUACCUCCUCUGCAUGCGUUCCUUCUCUGACCCUCAUACUAUUUGGACAUUAUGUGGCAUUGCCGUAAGAAUCGCUCAACGAAUUGGAAUUCACCGUGACGGGUCUGCACAUGGACUUUCGGUAUUCGAGACUGAGAUGCGACGUCGCAUUUGGUUCCAGCUCAUGAUCAUAGACGCCACAUCUGCGCAGUUCUGUGGUGUUGCACCAACGCCGCUCCCAGCCACAAUUGAUGUCCAACCACCAAUGAAUGCAAACGAUAGCGACCUCGAUCCUCGCAUGACCGAGCCAGCCUGCGAAAAGCCGGGGCCGACAGAAAUGAUGUUCGUGCUGGCUCGCAGUGCAUUCGGAACAUGGCUCUCUCGUUUGUCAAACCAAAUUGAUGCGUCCAAUACUGGGCCAUGGGCUUUUUUAUCAUCAUCGGCGAUGCCCUUGAAGGAAAAGGACAAGACCAUCAAUGAACUUGAAGCACAUUUGGAUGAGAAGUUCCUCCGGCACUGCGAUCAAUCCAUCCCGCUGCACAUGGCAACGACAAUGAUGGUGCGUUCGGCUAUGUACUAUACCCGGAUGAUGGCACACCAUCCUCGUCAAUACCAGGAUCCUAGUAUUCGGAUCUCCGAAGCAGAGAGAAACGUCAUCUUCGAGAAUUCCCUCAAGAUGACGGAAUAUGCUGACUACGCCCAGAACAAUCAAGUCGUACGGAAAUUCAUGUGGCACAUGGUGAACCAUAUGCCGUGGGACGCUAUAAUAUUUAUGCUCUCGGAGAUGCAGCACCGGACUGAUUCCAAAGAGAAAAGUAAAGUCUGGCAAUUGAUUGGAAAUGUGUAUUCUGGGCAUAUCAAGGCGAUGAGCAAGAAUGGCCCGACACCUCUUCACAUGGCUAUUCAAAACUUGAUUGUCAAGACCUGGCGGACUUAUAUUGAAGAAUGUAACCUCAAUCAUUGCACACCAACCCCAUGUCCAGCUAUCGUUGCAUCAUUGUUAGCUAAUGCAGCAGGAGUCUCUGGCCCGCAAGAGGAAGAUGAGAACUUCCCACCUGUUGACCGCGGUGCUAUUCCACAAGAUCAACCUAGGCAGGAAUAUGCUAUUUCACAGUUUGGGGUGGAGGCCGAAAACUUUGGAUUAAUGCUUGGUGAUAGUCCGAAGGAUUGGAAUGAAUGGGACAAUCUCCUCAGUAAUUUCCAAUCAUCUUUUACAGACGAUUCAAUUUAUCUGUCGUGA